Messenger RNA from Candidula unifasciata, 549 nucleotides. The record is from the annotation of a GenBank genome assembly. Lineage: Eukaryota; Metazoa; Mollusca; Gastropoda; Stylommatophora; Geomitridae.
AUGCGGCCGAUAAUAUUCCUGUCUUUAAUUUGUCUUUCAACCGCUGCCGCCGCAGACCAAGAAGAUAACUGUCCACCAAACAUAGCCAGAGACCAGUUUCUGAAAGUCAACGGUGUCAACUGCUACCAGUUUGUUCUAGGCUACAAGCUAGACUACACCACAGCACAACAAUUCUGUACCAACCGAGGAGGGACAUUGCUUCUGGUCAAAUCAAAAAAUGUUACAGAUUUCAUUAUCGACCAGCUAACCUUUGAGUUCAGCAACGCUAACAAGAUUUGGAUCGGUCUAUCAGAUAGAGACACUGAAGCAGAGUUUCUUUGGGAAGAUGGAACGCCUUUGGGUGACUAUACCAACUGGGGUCCUCACAGUGGUCCUAGCCAUAACACCACUACAAGUGGCAUACAGGACUGUGUGACCUUUGAUCCCAACAAGGGCGGGCUUUGGGAGGAGGACGUUUGCUCAGACUUAUUUCUUGGGUUAUUUACUCAUGAACGCCCAUUUGUGUGCCAAUAUAGGCUUCGAGGAAGUUCCACGGUACUUCUAGCGUAA